Molecule: messenger RNA, 1038 nt
Organism: Arxiozyma heterogenica
Lineage: Eukaryota; Fungi; Ascomycota; Saccharomycetes; Saccharomycetales; Saccharomycetaceae
Gene: TFA2
Product: transcription factor TFIIE subunit TFA2
Exons: 1
Coding region: 1-1038 (345 amino acids)
Biological process (GO): transcription initiation at RNA polymerase II promoter
Cellular component (GO): transcription factor TFIIE complex
Molecular function (GO): TFIIH-class transcription factor complex binding
Source: RefSeq, a predicted model, not a curated record
AUGAGUGGGGUAAAUAAAUCAAGCAGUGAUAAUGUUCAUAAUACAACCAACAAGACUAAUGAUUCAUUAUUAACAAAUCUGAAUGCAUUCAAAAAUAAAGUUAACUCUGGUCCUUUAAGGCGUUCAGGUAUUCUGAGCAAUGGUGGGUCUCCUAUAAAGAAACAGAAGAUUAAAAGAGAGGUCUCAUUUGAUAUUAAAAAAGAAGAUAAGGAAGGUAUCAUCAAAUCAAAUGUAGAUAAUUUGGAUAAUGACGAUGAUGACAUACAGAUAAUAAAGGAAGGCACGAAGACCCCAGAUAUAGAAGUAAUAUCUGACGCAGAGGAUAUAUUUGAUGACGAUUCUCCAUCCAAAGCGGUACGUCCAGGUUCUCUUGCUGCAGUUGCAUUACAAUCUUCACAGACUAGUAUAUCGAAAAGUCAUGAUUCUUCCAAGUUGUUAUGGGCCACAGAAUAUAUUCAAAAGAAGGGUAAGCCUGUUCCUAUGAACGAGCUAAUGGAUUAUUUGUCAUUGGGUCCAAACGAUAAAGUUAUUGAUCUUUUAAAGAAAUUGGAAAAGAUACAGUAUGAUAGUACGAAGAAUUCAUUUAAAUACAUAUCCACAUAUGAUGUUCAUUCUGCAAGUGAAUUAUUGAAGUUAUUAAAAUCACAAGUGACAUUUAAAGGGAUAUCAUGUAAAGAAUUAAAAGAUGGUUGGCCACAAUGUGAUGAGACAAUCAACCAGCUAGAAGACGAAUCAAAGAUUUUAGUGUUAAGAACCAAAAAGGAUAGAACACCAAGAUACGUUUGGUAUAAUUAUGGAGGUGAUUUGCAUCGUAUUGAUGACGAAUUUAUUAAGAUGUGGGAAAACGUCCAAUUACCACAAUUCUCAGAAUUACCAAGAAAAUUACAAGAUUUAGGUUUGAAACCAGCUAGUGUCGAUCCAGCAAGUGUGAAAAGACAAACAGCUAACGUUGAAGUCAAAAAGAAGAAGCAAAGAAGAGGGAAGAUUACUAACACGCAUAUGGCUGGUAUCUUAAAAGAUUAUUCUAACCGUGUAUGA